GCUCAACAUGCAGAGUGCAUGAAGCGGCACCCAACAAUAGAUUUGGAAAUUGAUGAACGACCUCAACUUACAAUCUCGCAGCUAUCGUGGUUCCGGUCCAUGUAUCGCACCUGUCUUUGAGAGCCGACUACUUGAUCAAUAAUUGAUAGAUGGAAGCGCGAUCCUCUUUGUUCCCAGAAGUAACAAAGUCUUUACGACCUGCUUGCCCCACUACCUCCUGAGCACAAGCCAGUCGAAGGCGAAACCGAAGUAAGUAGAGGCUCCGCAUCAUGUAGUACUUGAGUAGACACAAAUGCCACCAGUUUCAGGCAACUACACACUAUUUGAUGAUUUUCUGAAAUCAGGCGACAAAAAAAGCGCUAUUUAUGAAAUCACACUUCUAAUCCUAGACCUAAUGGGCGAUAAUUUCUAUGAUAGUUUGACGUCUUCAAUUUAUAUUUACUAGACCUAAUAGUUUUGACGUCUUCAAUCUAGACCUAAUGGGCGACAUGAGUUUGACGUCUUCAAUUUAAUUUAUUGCCUGAGACACAUAAUUUCCCUCUACCUUAAGCGACACGAAAGUAAGUAAAUCCUUUCUACAACACUAUGUGGGGCCAGCAGCAGAUGACCGGCGGGAGCUCGAGCUCCUCCUUUCCCCGGGGCGGUAUGUCCGGUGGGAAGGGAGGCAACCGAAACAACAUGAACAAAGCGCAUCCCUACCCAACCCUCAACAAAUACAACACGCGGAACCCUAACAUGAUGUACAACCAGCGGAACCAGGACGAAAUUGCCCAGUUUUCCUUCAACUUCGCAAAUCUCAUGGCGGCGGAACGCCGUGAGGAGCUCGCGGUUUGUGUCUCCAUCCGCGGCCCGGACUGGGGGGACAAGCAGCAAAUGGUCCGGGGAAAAACGAAGGAGGCAAUAGAAGCGAGCGUUAUGGGAUUCUCAAACGUUACACUCUCAACUGUUACAUGAUUUGUCAUGCAAAAUGACGGCCAACAUUCUCACAGUCAAGCUACUUCGCAUGACAAAUUUUCGAAAGGCUAAACAGCAACUAGAUAUUUGUCAUGCUACAGGUGCAACCUCCCCUCUUUGACUUUUCAUCCCAUUCUUGCAUUACAAAUUCAUGCAACAGUUGAGAAUGUAACAGUUGAGAACUCCAUAAGCGUGCAGCGGGGAAUUGACCAGCUCUCGUUCGCGCAGAACGGGUAUGAACUGCAAAAGUAUUGACGUACUAGUAGUACUUGCAAUACAAAUCUUCUCAGAAUGAGAGAGGAAAUCUGUCAUGCUGAUUUGCCUUGAGGAAGAGACUUGUCAUGCACGAUUGCGAUAACUGCUACGAGUACGAUACUUUUGCACUUCAUGAUGGGUCCCCGUUUUCGAAAAAUUUCGAGGACGCAAAAGAAAUGAAAAAGCCGUUGUCCUCUUUUGUCGUAAACUACGUGAAGAUGGUCAAGAUCUACUGCGAGGCGCUGCACUACGGUCUGAACCCAAAGGCAAAACCACUGAUGUGCGAGAGCUUGCGUACUACAGACUAUGAUGCUAGCUUUUAUCUAGAAAUAAGCGUUGUUUGUCUAAUGUCUUCUUUUUUUGAUCCGAUGUUGAUGUUGCCUCCUCACUAGUUGUAUGUAUUCACUGAAAAGUAGCAAAAGCGGCCUUUAUAAUUUCCUCCAAAUAACAGAACACUGCUACCUCGCACUCCGGGACUGGUCGACCUUGUACUGCAACACCAGAGACCAGUACGAGAACCACAUCUGGAUGAUACCGGCUUUCCAAGUGCUUCUCGCCUGGGCCCGGGAGCAGGCGGAAAACAUCGACUUACACUUCAACUCCCAAUCAACGGACACCAAUGAAAACAUGAACAAGCUGGUUGAGCACCUCCGAAAAAUCUUCGGAGAGAUGGUCCGGGAGAAGCAGAAGCGCGCCGGGUUUUUGUCGACGACCACAGAAUUGGUUCGGUGCUGCCUCGCGAUGUUCCAGGUGUCGCUAGUCGAGCAAAUUUUGCGAAACGUGCAGCAGCUCGAGCAGCUGCAUUUGCAGCAGAUGGGCAUAAAACCGGGCGACAAGAUAUUCUGAGUAAAAACGUUCCCACCCCCCAGAGUUGUCAUGCAAAUCUGCAUGCCGAAAAAGUGUCUCAUGCGACGCCCCAUGAGAGCCAUUUUCUAGUCGUGUUGUGGAAUUUGUGAUGCUCGAAUUAGCAUGCUGGGCUAGAUCUGUGAUGCUUCGGAACUAGCUAAACAGGAUUACAAUACGGGGACAGACAUGUCAUGCGAAACAACCAAAGCUGGUGGAUUUGUCUAGCAGAUUUCCCAUCUUGCCUCUGGUGUGGGAACAGUUUUAGUCAGGAUACAAGAGCCUGAAGAGGAUGGGACCGGGCUUCCCAACGGCCGGAGUUCCUCCCGCUGUCAGUGUCACGCUCAGUUACUACUGGGGUGUUUGUCUGGUAAACUGAGAAGUUUUUGGUGUUUAUUCUACCUUUAUUGAUUUUCGAUCGGAGCUGUUCAUUUUGAUGAAAAUCGAAACGCGGAGACAGUAGCUCUGGUGUUGUAUCAUGAUAUCUUGUAAAGUACGAGAAGUAGCGCUGUGUGUUAUGUUGUGAUGUUUUGCGCGUUGAAAUCAAACGAAACUGGUCUCCAGGUCCAAUCCGGCAAUUACGCUGAGGCGGAGCGGAAAAUUUCCUGGGGCUACAGCCAGCUGAUGCGGGACAGUUUCAACUCCAACAUGUUUUUAUGCAUUGCACAAGUAUCGCCUUUAGUAGAAAUCACAUGGCAAAUUUUUCCAAAAGCGACAAUGAAAUUUGUAAUGCAGCUUCAGGGAUGAAAAGAGCAGAUCUGUCAUGCAAGACUUCCAUUUAUACGAAUGCGAUGCUUUUGCAGUGCAUAGCUUCCCCAAACCUCAUCCACCAUGAACUUGAUCUCUGGCGCGACGCGAAACGACCACUACGAGCAGAAAAGGCAGAUGCUGCAUUUCUUGAUCCCGUUGAGGAUACGGAAAGGGUAUUUGCCGUCGAAGGCUCUUUUGAAAAAGUACGAGCUGGAGGCAAUUUUCGGUCGGAUCAUCAACGCGAUAAAAGCGGGGGAUUUGGUGAAAUACGAGAAGGCCAGCCAGGACCAGACACUGGUUUUUGUCAAACUUGGUAUAGUUUUUAGAUGAUUUCUUCUUGUCGUGGUGUUUGAUUCAUGAUUCUGACAUGGUUCUGUCGUAAUUGUGUUGCUGUUGCUGUAGCCCCCACGACACUGCAAGAAAGCAUCAGUCCCUUGCUAGUGGUAUCUAUGCUUCUUCUUGACUACUUCCUUACAAGGCAAAAACAACUUUCCCCGAAUUGUGAAACUAUCCAGGUAUCGUGAAUCUGAUGUCCCAAGUGAAGCACAUUGUGACUCGGCAGUUCAUUCGCAGAAUCAUCAAGUGUCACGAGCUCUGCACGGCGCAGAUGCAGACUGAGUUUCCCGAACUCUACCCCAAACCCGCCGCGCCGCCGAAGUCCCUGAAGAUUGACCUGUCUUUGGUCGUUUCCUGCUUCCGACAGUUUUUGAUCUCGGAGUGCCCGACGAAGGUCCAAACGGAGGAUAUCACGGCCCAGUACGACUCUGCUGCAGAGGUCGAAACGGUGCUGAGCCAGCUGAUAAGCUACGGGGGGAUGAAGGGGUACCUGACGAUACACCACAACAAGUUGGUGGUGCCGAGAGAAAACUGUUUUCCGCGAGUUGAAGACUUCUGCAUGCAGAUGGACGCGACAGUCUACGUCUGAUGUUGAAGAAUCAAAAUUUCAAGCGACUGAAUAAAAUUAGCGGAACAAAUACACAUACAGACAUGAAAAGAAAAGAAACUGCUGUGGACGAGAU
Molecule: messenger RNA, 3821 nt
Organism: Amoebophrya sp. A120
Lineage: Eukaryota; Dinophyceae; Syndiniales; Amoebophryaceae
Source: the annotation of a GenBank genome assembly